Molecule: messenger RNA, 837 nt
Organism: Eufriesea mexicana
Lineage: Eukaryota; Metazoa; Arthropoda; Insecta; Hymenoptera; Apidae
Gene: Rpp30
Product: ribonuclease P protein subunit Rpp30
Exons: 3
Coding region: 1-837 (278 amino acids)
Biological process (GO): tRNA processing
Cellular component (GO): nucleolar ribonuclease P complex
Molecular function (GO): RNA binding
Source: RefSeq, a predicted model, not a curated record
AUGAAUAUCAGGGAAAGUACAGGAUUUUACGAUUUAUGUGUGAAUGUACGAGGAAAUGAAAUAGAAAAUUUAUAUUCUGUUUUAUCAAAAUUAUAUGAAUAUGGAUUCAAAACAGUAGCAAUAAAUACUAAUAUAGAUGAAAGUGUUCUUGGAAUAGAUAAAAAAAAGAAAAAGAGAAAUGAUAGUGAAGUGUCACAAAGUAUUAGUUUCAAAACAAUCGACAUAGAAAAUAUAAGAAAAGAAUUUGACGGAAAAUUACAAAUUUUUAAUCGAAUUAGUUUUUGGUGUUCUGACGUUGCCAAAACACAUAUUCUUAAUCAUUGUUCUAAUUUUAAAAAAUACGACUUGUAUGCUUUUGUUCCAAAAACACAAAAUGCUUUACAAUUUGCAUGCACACAAUUGAAUGCAGAUAUAAUUACUCUAAGAUCAAAUUCAAUAACUUUUAAAUUUAAUAAAAAACUAUAUGAUCAAGCAGUUGAAAGAGGCAUACAUUUUGAAAUUCAAUAUAUAGAUCUUCUAAAUAUAGAAUGUAGAAAACAUACUAUACAUUAUGCUCAUCUUUUCCAUACUUAUGGGAAGAGUAAGAAUGUAAUAUUAUCCAGUGGUUCCAAUGAUGCUAAAACAAUUAGAAAUCCAUAUGAUCUAAUUAAUUUAGCAUGUUUAUUGGGCUUGAAUGAAGUUAAAGCAAAAGCUUCAAUAUUACAUCAAUGUAGAAGACUUCUGUUAAGAGCAGAAAGAAGACGGAGAGGAAAAGCUGCUUUUAUUAUCAAAGAUCAAACAAAAAGUAUUAAUGUUAUUGAAGAAGAUACAAAAACUACAAAAAAAGUAAAAUUAUAA